UAUAUAUUUAUAUUAUUAUAUUAUUUUUUUUACUUUGCUUUUUUUGAUAUAUAGGAAUAUAUUGAAUUUUUUCACUUUGCUUUUUUUAAUAGGAAUAAAGUGAAUGCAGGGUCCUGGGAGACCAGUAAUAGUGAAUGCAGGGUCCGGGGAGACCAGAUAUAGUGAAUGCAGGGUCCGGGGAGACCAGAUAUAGUGAAUGCAGGGUCCUGGGAGAGCAGAUAUAGUGAAUGAAGGGUCUAGGGAUAGUGGAUAUAGUGAAUGCAGGGACUGGGGGAGACCAGAUAUAGUGAUUGCAGGGUCCGGGGAGAGCGGAUAUAUAGUGAAUGCAGGGUCC
This is a messenger RNA of Staurois parvus, 334 nucleotides long. The record is from the annotation of a GenBank genome assembly. NCBI's taxonomy places the organism in Eukaryota, Metazoa, Chordata, Amphibia, Anura, Ranidae.